UUAAAAUGUCAGAAAGGAAGAGGUCUAGAGAACAUGGAGAGAGAGAUGAUCAUAAGAGAAGGAAAGAUGACAGACAUGCAGACCGACAUGACAGAAAAGUAAAUGACGACCUUAAGCAGCAGGUGCAGAAACGGAAACAUAUUGAAACUUUCUAUGAAAAACCACCACCAGGGCUGAUUAAGGAAGAUGAAACAAAGCCAGAGGACUGCAUUCCAGAUACACCAGGCAAUGAAGAUGCCAGAGAGUUUCUUGCUCAUGCACCUACCAAAGGGUUGUGGAUGCCUUUGGGUAAAGAAGUCAAAGUUAUGCAGUGCUGGAGAUGUAAGCAGUACGGCCACAGAACAGGAGACAAGGAAUGUCCGUACUUUAUACAAGGCAAUCAGAAACUGGAACAGUUUCGAGUAGCACAUGAGGAUCCCAUGUAUGAUUUGAUUCAGGAAAAUAAACGAAAGGAAAAGGAAAUGAGAAUACAACAGCUAAAGCAGUUACUGGAGGACUCAACAUCAGACGAAGACAGUAGUAGCUCCGGUUCCUCAAACUCCAGAGAAAGACAUAAGAAAAAGAAAAAGAAAGAAAAGAAGAAGAAGAAAGUCAAGAAGAAGAAAAAGAGGAAAAAACAAAAGUCUUCAAAAUCAAGAGAGAGCUCUGAGUCAGAGUAAAAGGUGUCCGUGACAAAACUGUUUACUCCUGAGACAAAGGCCUUGAUAUGAACUGAUGUACUGAAAAUGUUGGCAACGUUGGCAAUGUAUGGCUAAACUGCUGUAGGAAUCUUUUUAUUGAAUCUACUUUUCCUCUAGUAAAACAAGGGACAUUUUGUAUAAGUCCCUAAUUUCUGCAAUCUUCAAGCUGCUGUUAGAAAAUGCUGAAGUUUCAUGCUGAGGUGGACAUAGCUAAAUACAUUGCUGUGACUGAACAGUCUUCUGUAGAAAGUAUAUAUAAAUUUUAUUUGGUACAUAUAGGCUAAAAACCCAUGUUCCAAGUCAAGCUGCUAGCCCAUUAGCAAAGUGCACAUCUGACAUUUUUUUUACUUAUGUUAUAUAAUGUGCACAACCUGCGCAAAGAAUAUCUUGCAAAAAGUGAGUUGUAUUUCUUAAAUCAGAGGUUCAUGCACAGCUGACAGACUACUGUAGAAUGAAGCAGAAGUAUUUCCUAGAGCAAUGGUGAUAGGAGAUUUGUUUACUUCAAAAGGUCUUUUGUCACUGUAAUAGUAAAUCAUAACAUUAUGGCUAUACAUAUGUUAUAUCCUUAUAUACAUUUUUUUUUCUCAGCAUGAAGUUUGAGUUUUCAUUUAAUGUCUUAUUGUGAAUGGGCACUGACAACAGGUAGUUGCAUAGCUCGCCUGUAUAUCGAUAAUUGUUGCAUGCAACUGUUAAUGACUUCUUACUAUUUUGAGUGUUGCAUAUCAGCCUACACACCAACAGAAGUUGAUGUAUAUUUAAGUAUUCUUUGAUUUGUGUGUGUUUUUUUUUUCUUGCUACUGGAAACUAAAUCUGUCAACAGCUGUAAUUCUGGUUGUGAUAUAGCAUGGCUCCUAGAAAUUUCCAUUUCUGUUGUCUUUUUUUAGGGCCGGUGUUGAACACAGGAUUGGAGGACUAUGAUAGUUAAAACUUUGUUUCUUACAGAAA
Molecule: messenger RNA, 1625 nt
Organism: Protopterus annectens (West African lungfish)
Lineage: Eukaryota; Metazoa; Chordata; Ceratodontiformes; Protopteridae
Gene: RP9
Product: RP9 pre-mRNA splicing factor
Exons: 6
Coding region: 6-659 (217 amino acids)
Biological process (GO): RNA splicing
Source: RefSeq, a predicted model, not a curated record